Molecule: messenger RNA, 723 nt
Organism: Ixodes scapularis (black-legged tick)
Lineage: Eukaryota; Metazoa; Arthropoda; Arachnida; Ixodida; Ixodidae
Product: high mobility group protein HMG-I/HMG-Y-like
Exons: 5
Coding region: 248-511 (87 amino acids)
Biological process (GO): regulation of DNA-templated transcription
Cellular component (GO): chromatin; nucleus
Molecular function (GO): DNA binding
Source: RefSeq, a predicted model, not a curated record
AGCACCUACUAUUUUUUUCCGGGCUUAUUUAAAAAUGCGAAAAAUUUAUAAAAUAAUUCCGGCCUUUUCUGACUCCUAAAAAACCUCUGGUGACCGUUGGACAGAAGCGCGGUUUUUCUGCUCGCCUUCCCCCCUCUCCUUCAUUUACUUUGUGAAGGCAAGCGCAGCAUUGGUGGCAGCAUUGGCAGCAUCGGCAGCAUCCCUUCAGUUGAUCCUUGGCAUCGGGGCUUCGUGCACAUUUUCAGAAAUGGCUGACGACGGAGCUGAUAAGAAGCGCGGCAGGCCGAAGAAGUCCGAGACUGGCGAAAAGCGCGCCAAGGAGGAACCCUCCAACGACGAGCCGAAAGCAAAGAGGGGGCGUGGUCGCCCCAAGGGCAGCAUCAAAAAGAAGAAGGCUGCUGCCAAGACUGCUGCCAGCCCCAAGAAGACCCCCAGCCGUGGACGGCACCGAAAGGCGGCAGCCGACAAGGACACUGGUUCCGAUGAUGCCGGAGGAGACCAGUCCGACUGAGUGGUUCUAGCAGAUUGUCCUCAUUACUCGCUGGAGUUUUCGUGGAUGACAUCAACACGGCGAAUCAUUGCAAGGCUCAUCACAUUCUUCUGUUUCCACUCGUGUUGGUUCAUCUCAAGUUUUAGCCAGCAUCGUAUAUCACUGCUCCACGGCAUUUGCUCUCCCAUGUGUGGUGCUCCCAUUCCAACCAAAUAAAAUGAUCCGUCUUUUGA